Messenger RNA from Chara braunii, 1468 nucleotides. Lineage: Eukaryota; Viridiplantae; Streptophyta; Charophyceae; Charales; Characeae. The record is from the annotation of a GenBank genome assembly.
GAGAGAGAGAGAGAGAGAGAGAGAGAGAGAGAGAGAGAGAGAGAGAGAGAGAGAGAGAGAGGGACUUUGGAGAUGGGGCCAGGGUUGACGUACAAGGACAAGAAGAUUCUGGCCCCGAUGGUGCGAGUGGGGACUCUACCCAUGAGGCUGCUUGCUGCCGAGUAUGGUGCGGACAUCACCUACGCAGAGGAGAUCGUAGACCACAAGAUGCUAGGCACAGCAAGGAUGGAAAAUGAUAUUCUUGGCACCGUGGACUUCGUCGAGAAGUCGACUGGCGAGGUGGUCUUUCGCACAUGUCCCGCGGAGACCCCCCACGUCGUCUUUCAGAUGGGCACGGCGGAUCCGGUACGCGCAUUGAGGACCGCCGAACUUGUCUGCAGGGAUGUUGCAGCUGUUGAUGUCAACAUGGGCUGCCCCAAGCAGUUCUCCAUCAGUGGAGGCAUGGGCGCCGCCCUCCUGUCGAAGCCGGAGCUGGUCCGCGACAUCUUAUCCACUUUAAAAAGGAAUCUUGAUUUGCCGGUCACGUGCAAAAUCCGACUUUUGGACACUUAUGAGAAGACGGUGGAGCUUGCGAGAGCCGUCGAAAGAACAGGAGUCGCGGCAGUUGCAGUUCACGGAAGGCGUGUGCGGGACCGACCCCGGGACCCGGCCCAAUGGGACGGCAUUGCUGCAGUGGCCUCAGCAUUGUCCAUCCCGGUCAUCGCGAACGGGGACGUGUUCGAGUACGCAGACUUCGAGAGAAUCAAGGAGGCCACAGGUGCUGCAGCUGUCAUGGUCGCCCGAGCUGCAGCCUGGAAUGUAUCUAUUUUUAGACCAGAAGGACCUCUGCCUAUUGAGCUCAUCAAGCAGGAGUAUGUUAGGAAGUGUGCAAGCACCGCCAACGAUGUGAAAUCCACCAAACAUACUCUAAAGGAGAUGAUAAUGCACCAUUCAUGCCUCGAGUUCCCCGAAGGGAAGGCAUUGAACGCCUGCCGGUCUCUUCAGGACAUCUGUAAGCUGUACAAGGUGGGAGAACUCUACGAAUCAGAUGGAUUUUGGAGGUGGAACAGCAGCAGCAGGAGCAGCAACACAAGCAGCAGGAGGAGAAGGGAGGAAAACCAGGACCAGAACAGAGACCAUGACCAGAACCAUGACCAGAACAGAGACCAGGACCAGGACCAGAACCAGGACCAGAACCAGGACCAGAGUAGAUACCAGGACCAGAACAGAGGGGUCCAAGAGAGAGUAGACUCUGAGUUAGGCAAUGAACAGAAGAGCAAUGAUGGAUGGACCCCACCCAAUCAAUCAGGGGCUGAUGGGAAACAACCAAGAGCAGAUCCCAACUGGGACAUGCUAGGAGAGACGUUCUGGUCAAGUCUGCAACUGAAUGAGGCUUGGAGGUGAUGUCCAAAAUCUCAUUUUGCAAUUGACUUUUUUUUUUUUUUUUUUUUUUUUUUUUUUUAGAUUGGAAAAAUGUGCAGUAGAAAGC